Thlaspi arvense is the source of this 3069-nucleotide messenger RNA. The record is from the annotation of a GenBank genome assembly. NCBI's taxonomy places the organism in Eukaryota, Viridiplantae, Streptophyta, Magnoliopsida, Brassicales, Brassicaceae.
AACCAAUACAAAAGUGUAUCUGAAUCGACGAAUCUCUCAUAUACAAAAGCAGUUGCUCAAUAAAAAAAAAAAAGUUCUCUACCAUUCAAAGUAAAACCCUUUAGAUAAUAAAUCCAUUAAAACCCUUCGUUUCUCUCUACAACUUCGUUCUUCAAAUCCCACUCUCUAAUCUCCAUCCUCGUCAACAUCUUCUUCUUCUUCUGGGUUUUAAAGAUGGUCUAAACUUGAGAGAACGAAACCCUAAUUCAGUAGAUUAAGGUCGGCUUAACUCUUGAGUUUCAAGUAUGAGUUCUCGGAGGGAGAGAGUAAACACGAGAAGUUUAAUGAGGGAACAACAGGUGAACAAUGCGAACGGGACACCAAGCGAACACCAGCGAGUUCACCAGAGCACUGCACAACCUCCUCCAAUGGUGCCUCAGUCUGUGUCUGCUCCUCCAAUGAUUGACUUAGAUGCGAUUGAAGACGAUGAUGUUGUUGAAUCAACUGCAUCUGCGUUUAAUCGAGCUAAAAGACACAAAUCGGGAGGCGCGCGUCGAGGAUCCUCAGUAGUUGAUGUAGAGUCAGGUAGUACUACUACUAGAACAAAGGAAAACCGCACAAGGUCUAAAUCUGAGCCUAACGUUUCGAGAAAGUCGUCUAAGGCCGUAGCUACUGUAGAGGAACCAAAGUUUAACUGUCCGAUAUGUAUGUGUGCAUUUACCGAAGAGGUUUCAACAAAGUGUGGUCAUAUUUUCUGCAAGAGCUGCAUUACUAGCGCCAUAUCUUGUCAAGCUAAGUGCCCUACGUGUCGGAAAAAGGUCACUGCUAAAGACCUCAUUCGAAUCUUCCUUCCAGCCACCACAUAAACAUCACACCAGGUUAAAGUCUCGAGACUGGUUUAGGAACAGUGAAGACAAUGUUGUUCAUGAGUUGUCUUCUUUAAUUUGUAAUGUGAAAAUCUUUCUGCUAAGUGAGAGAAAAACGUUUAGGGAUUCAUUGAAGACCUGUUUUUUUCAAUGGAUAUCAUCAGUAUUUUAAUUGUCUGAGUGACUCUGUAGUGUUAAGAUAUUAUAUCUUGGGGAAGUUAAUGUUGAAUCUUAUAAUCCUACUUGCACUUUUUUUUGGGUCUUUGAAACAACUCUGUAGUGUGUUGAGUUGUUUUUAUAUCUAAACCAAAUUGAACCGGACCACCAAAAAAAAAUUCGAAUAAAUUGAAUAAUAAAACAAUACCGGUGGUAUAUCGAUAAAACCAGGAGGGGCAUUAUGUAUUGAGAACCGGUUUACGUAUUACCGGUGAUGGACCACCGCCGUAAAAAAUUCCGAACAACAAUAGCUGAUGAUGAUGCCCAAAGCCUACCAAAAUCGGAGGAUGAAGUCAUCAACAUCGUGAGAGCCUUUUCUUCUUCUCUUCUGCAACAGUCAUCUUAACCGAAUCUGCACGAAACUUUCCAGUUUUCAAAGUUUCGACCUGAGUAUUACCGCCGACGAUACUUCCCGUCUCGGAAACAGAGAUCCUCCCAUGGCGUUCGAAGGAUUUCCUCCUCUAAUCGCGGACCAGCUCCACUACUUACUCAAUCACUCUCCUGAUUCCAUCAAGAUGGAAAAUGUGUGGUCCGGUAACAAACUCAAUCCCAAGAUCCUCGAUCGCUUUACUUUGGUGAUACCUUAUUGUCUGGACACGAUCAAAUGGGAUGUGAUUUACAAUUCAGAGUAUGCAAUGGCUCCUCCGGAUUUCAUAUUUGGGCCAGAUGAUGAAGGUUUUAUGCCAUGUAGCAGCGCUACUGCACCUCAUGAUGGUCAGACAUCGUUAUUGUCUGAGUGGAAUAACCAGGACGCGACACUGUUACUUGUUCUCAUUCAAGGAUUGAGGGAUCAAUAUGUGGCCUACCAACAAAAGCGUGUUGGUCAAGUUGAUGAUGAUCGCGUCAAGUUUGAGAUAAGCACUGUUUUAACUCGCAAGGGAAUUGAAAUGCAAAUGAUUUCAGGAGGUGACAAGCCAGAGGAAGUCAAGUUUGCAGUACCUCUUUUGAUUGAUAUGGGCAUAAACAAACUUGUGGUUGAGUGCCCUUGGAAGCAUGAGCAGAAGAUUUAUCUUCAGGUGAUAUACCCGAUUCUUCGAAAAUAUGAAUCAGCACCUUCGGCACCUCGUCUGAGAUUAGUAUCAUCUUCUGAUUUGAAAGCGCUAUUUUCUGUUGAGGAUGUUAAACUUCCUCCAUGGAUGAACGGGAUGUGCUUGGCUGAAUAUCUUCCCCAUCUCGAAGAAACCCUUGAGAGACAGAUCCUUGAAGCUGUUUCUGCAAUUGCUUCAAGAAGGGGUUUUGUUGAGGCAUUGGCUCAUUUUCUUGGAAGACCUCUUGAAGCUGAUCCUACCUUUUGCCGUAAGGCCUCGUUCCUUGGUGCCUCAGGACCAUUUACUUUUGUGGUUCACUUCUUCUUUCCAGCACAAUUUCCGAAGCAGCAACCAACUCUGAUGCUCCAGAGUUGUCAGCAUCUUAACCAAUCGAGCGUGCCGGUAAAAUCAAACCUCUUCACCAAGUACCCAUGGAGUCCCAGAUGGGAAGUGGGGCGCAUGGCUGAGCGACUAUGUGACUUCCUGACCGAUGAGGCUGUGAACUUCAAAAAAUAUUGUAACGAAGCUCUGCUCCAAUAUUAGAGAAUCUAUUGAUAAAAACUGCAGUUGCAUAUUAGAAAGAGAGUGAAGAGAAUGAAGAAGGGGUUAUGGUUUGGAAGAGUUUGAAGAAGUCCAUUGGUUUACUGUUGCUUCUGUGUAUGUGUUCAUCGACUACUGAGAGACAAAAGUUACUUGUUUAAGAGCAACAUCACGGAACUGUCUCAUCUGUUGCGCUGCUGCGAGAGUGGCUCUUGAAGAGAAGUUCAUCAGUUGUAGUUUGUUAUGUGAAUAUCUUUCUGUUUUUUUGAGAGAAGUAUCUAGGAACCAUGGAAGAUCGUUUCUUCUAUUGGAUAUCAAUCAUUGGUGAUCCGUAAUUCUUUCUUGUCUACUAAUUGUUGAGAUAUUUUUGGGAAGAUAAUUCGAAUCUUAAGAAAUCAUUUUUACAUCAUGAGCCUCUGGUACAGGCAGUUAAGUUCUCA